Ceraceosorus bombacis is the source of this 1585-nucleotide messenger RNA. Lineage: Eukaryota; Fungi; Basidiomycota; Exobasidiomycetes; Ceraceosorales; Ceraceosoraceae. The record is from the annotation of a GenBank genome assembly.
AUGACCUCGGUCGCACCCUCACAAGCGCCCAGCUCCUCACCUUUUGCCGAUGCAGCUGCUUCUGAAAGUAGGCUCAGCUCCUCAGCUGGCCCCUCUUCCGGUCCAUCUGCCAGUCUCGAAGGGUUGCGAAUGAAGCGUGAGCACUUGCUCGGCGAUCUAUGCCAAAUUUGCGCACGACUGACGCCUUCACCUCGUGCCAAUCACCUGCAGUGGCCUCGUUGAAAGCGCAAAGAGCUUCUUUGAAGAGGGAAUUGGAAUCCGUCAAAUCUGCGCCCAUUCCUACGUCUUCACUUGGCAAAAAGGACUCGCCGGAAGAACAGGAUUUGGCAGAACAGCUUGCUCAGGCAGAAGAGAGUCUGGUGCUUUGUAGAACGCUUGGUUGGACUUGCUUUUUGGUCGACCUCUCACCUGGAAGGAGGGCCAAGUCGCUAACGGGAGGUGGACAUGUCGGGAUCGGAGCGAGGAUGGAAGCAUUUGUGAAUGGUGAGAGUCUUGACGACUUGGCAGUACUCAAUCCGCAAUGGUCCACGUGGCCCGUGAGACCGUCGAUGCCAAAGAGGCGUGGUGCAAGCUUCAGUGAUGCGCUCCAUUAUCGUACACGAAAGCUGAUCCUUGGCGAGCCUGGCGUCUUCAAGGCCGCUUUCACAGCCCACACUAUCUCUUGUUCGGUCGAGCACCUCCCCCAGUCGAAGCGAGAAUAACAUCGUCCACGAUAGAAAGCACUUCACGAAGCUCCGACGCCCAACUUAGCUCAGCAGAAGGACCAUUCAGAUUGUUGAGGCACACUCUUCCGAGCUGCAUACCUCUUGCUCAGCUGGUCGACGAAUUCCUGCCGACAUCUUCCGCACCGCCGCAAGAUGAUGACGAGAUGAUGCGGGGAUGGAAUUUGGUCGCGUCUCUCAAUGCGAUCGGCGGAGGAAUAGAUGUGAGCAUCGGACUGCCUUUGGUAGUGUGCGAAAGAAGAGGAAAGUUUACGCUGAUCGGUCGCUAUUCCUCGGUCCUGUUGCAGACUUUCUUGAGUGCCGUGCAUGCGUACUUGCAAGCAUUCGUGUCACGAAGGCAGGCAUUCGCGUCUGUAUCGGCACAGCAAGAUCUGGACGGGGACUACUACCCCCCUGAAGGAUACGCAUCGGCCUCGUAUACUUCUCUGCGGCUAGAAGCAGUGAUAGAUGAGAAGGAUGCGGAUGCAUUGGCAGUCGAGAGCGCGCUCGGUGUAGCGGGCGAGCCAGGAUCCACAAUGAGGUCGAGACCCACCGCUCCGUCUAGACAUGUCAGAGUGGACAUUCGUCUGACGCCACUUUCGGACAGAUUGGAAACGCAGCAAGAUCAUCCACCCAAGCAUGCUGGGGAUGCUGCCGAGCCUACGCUGCGGGACGCUUCGCAUGGAGUCGGCGGUAGCGUUAGCGUGUUCAUCGUCGACCCCACCGCGUCUCGCAGCCUCCGAACGCAAAGACGCGCAGACCUAGAGGCUUUGUUCUUCAAGAGGGAGGAUGGUGAAGAGGCAAAUGCCGGCUCUCGCGACGCGCCAGGAUUCGAUCAAGCCUUUCACCAAGUCUUGCGAACCAUCAGAGCUGAGAUCAAUUGA